UCUCGCCCACCGCUCGCGAAUCCGCUGGACGGGAGCGGCGCGUCGCACCUCCACGCAGCACGCAGCACGCAGCCGCCGCGUAUCCCUCUCCCUCGCCUCGCCGCCCCCACGCCCAUGGCCGCCUCCGCGUCCUAGACUUAUCGCGCCUCGCCACGCCGCUCUGCCUCGGGAUCGAGCGGUACCAGAUGCUCUACCUGGCCGCCAUCCGCAACCUCUGCGCCGCCUUCGACGCCGUCGCGCUCACCGUCAUCGCCGCGGGGCUCUCCCGGGCCUCCGGGUCGCAGCCCCGCCGCCACCCCUUCUCCGCGCACGCUCACUCCACGCACCCCGCCGACUUCCCCACCAUCGCCGCCUGCCGCGCUGCGAUCUCCGCCUCCAAGGGUAGCCGCGGCCGCCAGCCCUCCCCCGCCGCGGCCGCCGCCGCUAAGGACGAGACGCCGGUGCUUGUCAGGAUCAAGCACGAGCGGGACCCGGAGCGGCUGUACGAGCUGUUCAGGGCCAAUGCGCACAACCGUCUCCUGGUGGAGAACCGCUUCGCGUUCGAGGAUGCGGUGGCGCGCCUGGCAGGUGCUCGACGAAAUGACCUUGUGGAGGAGAUCCUCGAGCAGCACAAGGCGCUUCCCCAGGGGAGGCGGGAGGGGUUCGUGGUCAGAAUCAUCGGCCUGUACGGGAAGGCCAGGAUGCCGGAUCAUGCACUUCGGACAUUUCAGGAGAUGGGGAUGUAUGGGUGCCGACGCACGGCCAAGUCGCUCAAUGCCACCAUGAAGGUGCUGAUACGAGCACGGCUGUUUGAUGAGGCUCUGCAGCUGUUUCAGGAGGGGCCGGAGAAGUGCGGCGUUGAGCUGGAUGACAUCUCGUAUAACACAGUGGUGAAUAUGUUGUGCAAUAUGGGGGAACUGCGUGCAGCGUACCGGGUUAUGCAGGAGAUGGAGAAGGAAGGUUUGCCACCGGAUGUCAUCACGUACACAACGCUCAUGGCUGCGUUCUAUAAGUACGGUCAGCGUGAAGUUGGGGAUGGUCUGUGGAACCUCAUGAGGUUGAGGGGUUGCAAGCCGACACUUGCCAGUUACAAUGUGAGGAUCCAGUUCCUGAUUAACAGGAGAAGGGGCUGGCAGGCUAAUGAUUUGGUGCGGAGAAUGUAUGCGGCAGGGAUCAAACCGGAUGAGAUCACAUACAAUCUAGUUAUUAAGGGUUUCUUCAUGAUGGGCGAGCAUGAGAUGGCCAAUACAGUCUUUGGUGCGAUGCAUGGGAGGGGAUGCAAACCAAACAGUAAGGUUUACCAGACAAUGGUGCAUUACCUGUGUGAGAGAAAGGACUUUGAUUUGGCAUUCAGGUUUUGCAAGGACAGCAUGGAGAAGAACUGGUUUCCGAGUGUCGAUACUAUUAACCAACUAUUGAAAGGUCUCAUGGCAAUAUCAAAAGAUAGAAACGCGAGAGAGAUAAUGAAGUUGGUUACUGGGAGAAAAUCAUCAUAUUCAGAUGAUGAAAUGAAGGUCUUCAGAGAUAUAUUGUCUCAUGGAAAAACUGGAAGAUAAGUUGAAGGCUGGAUAGGAAAUUUUACUGUAAAUCCACCACAUGUAACUGUAAGGUUGUUGACAUUCUUUUAUCCCAUUGUUUUUGCAGUCAAGUUAAAAUAAGGUAGAUUGAGGGGUUUUGAAUAUUUAAUCAUCCUUUCAGACUCCUCAGAUAGCAAUUGUUCACGUGCUUAACAGAAUUUAGUAUAAGUUAUGGGAGAAUCUUAACCUCUAGCAGAAAUAUCAUGGAUUAUGAAGACUUUAAGAGCCGAAGAAUCUGUAUUGUACCUUACAUUGGCUAAUGUUUUGAAAUUUCUUAAACAGAUUGUGUUCAAAAUAAUUGAACAUAAGAACAUUCCAAAAUAUAGCUAUUGCUGAAUGAGUGAAUGUUGUUGAAGUAAUGAAGCAUUUCGUGCAGUAUUCCAAUCUAUGUUUGGUAAAAUCUGAUCUUGUUAUGUUUUCUUUUUUCGUUUUGCCAUCUCACGAAAAUAGAAGUUCGUCUGCCCUUUCUAGAACAAGAAGCACUUUUCCUUUGCCUGUAAGUUUUUCUACCUUUGGAUUGAUGAUUUUUUGAUAUUGUGAAAGAAGCAUACAAAACAAAGUCAUUUGAACUGGUUUCUUUUUUUUAUCAGCCAUAUGAUAGUUCAUUAGUUUUUAAAUUCAUACUGCAUGUUUUCUGUUAAAAAUGCUGAGUUUCUUGACAACAAUGUUCAAAUCUGUGAAUGAUCAAUACUAGUUUUCGAUUUACCAGAGUUACUACUUGUCACUGAAUGACCAAAAAGUAACUAACUUGGAAUGCUACUUCUAUGGUGCAAUGCAUCCACCUUUUCCAAUCAUUUGUGCAGAUUAGUUGUUAAUGUGCAUUGCCAAAACAAACUAAUGUCUAGGAUAAUUUAAUAUAGUUCUUAAAUCUGUGAACUUUUUGUGCCCAGGGUACCCGAUAUAAUUGGAACAUUGGGAUUCUUAACAUGAUUGAAAUGAUGAACAUGAGCUGUGCAAUUGUACAUAUCCUUUUUCUGGCUAUUUUGGUGGACUUAAAAUACAUAGCAUUGAUCAUUCUGUCAUCAUCAAUUUGAAAUCUCACAUUGUACUUUUUAUCGUAUGUUUGCCACUUGGGGACAGCUCAUUACCCCUUCCACCUGCUGAUAAUCAUGUAGCUUUAAGUUUUAGUAACUGCCACAUUAGUUUUGUUUUUAUUGUUUUAGAAGGCUUUACAUGAGUGUUCUCAGGGCAAAGUUCUGCAUUCUGCUGAAAUGUGAAAUGUAAGUGAAUAACUGAAGUAAAAAAUCUAAAUAAACUAAAAGUUACUCAAUUUUGAACCCUCGUCUUAAAACAUAACAGUAGCGCUUCAGGUCUUUCAGUCUCGGCCGUUGUUUUCUCUCUUAAAGUCCCAAAUGAUAUUCGAAUGUUCUCGGAACAAACUAUGAGAUGCAUGGAAUCCUGGGAGUUUCAUCAUGACGAGUUGAUAAAUAUGUCCUUUUAAGGCCCUUUCAAUUCAAUAAUUUCAAUGUUAUUGAUACUAGCAGCAAGUACCACCAUGUGCUCUUUCUUUGCAGCUUGCAGUCACUUGACAGUUGACGGUCUUUGACAAGCUUGACUGAAAGGAGAUGAGAGCAAGGAAUAUAAUGGAAUAGAAAAUACAUGACAACGGAAGUUCUGGGAAGGGGAUUGUAUGCAUCCAAGCAGCGUCAACAUCUUCAGAGCGACUGGAUGUCCUGAGGCAACGACUUUUCCGAUGAGGUUUGUGGCGGUGGUUUGGUUUCUACCGAGAUUUCUCCAUUGGCGGGUUUAGAGGGAGGUCACAUGAGGUAGUGCGGACCGGCGGUGGUGGUGGGCGUGGGGCUGCGAGGCGGUGGGUACGCCACUGGCUAUGGGCGGGGAAGGAUUGCUGGAUGGGCGGUGUUGGGGCAAUGGUUCCGGUGGAGUUGGGUUAGCGCGACGUGGCUGAUGGUGGUAGAUCCGGGAUGCCGGAGAUGAGUGCAAGAGGGCAGGUCGGGGGAGAGUGUCGCGUUGGCUCUUAUUACCAUUUAGGAUGGACAAAAAGCUCGAAGCUCGUGAGUUAGCUUGACACGGCUCAAUUCUUUGUUGAGUCGAGCCUAGGUUUUAGCUUAUUUAUUUGGAUCCUGUUUGGUAUAGCUCGGGCUUCUAGUUCACCUCAGAUCUAGUGUUUAUAGGUGAGUAUAAAGUUAUUUAAGUAUACAUUUUUAAUUUAAAAUGUAA
This is a messenger RNA of Phragmites australis (common reed), 3734 nucleotides long. Its product is annotated as pentatricopeptide repeat-containing protein At1g80150, mitochondrial. The transcript is spliced from 2 exons. NCBI's taxonomy places the organism in Eukaryota, Viridiplantae, Streptophyta, Magnoliopsida, Poales, Poaceae. Gene Ontology annotation, cellular component: chloroplast. The record is from RefSeq and is a predicted model, not a curated record. Gene Ontology annotation, molecular function: protein binding. Bases 186 to 1535 code for a protein of 449 amino acids.